This is a messenger RNA of Necator americanus (New World hookworm), 213 nucleotides long. RefSeq lists its product as uncharacterized. Lineage: Eukaryota; Metazoa; Nematoda; Chromadorea; Rhabditida; Ancylostomatidae. The record is from RefSeq and is a predicted model, not a curated record. Bases 1 to 213 code for a protein of 70 amino acids. The transcript is spliced from 2 exons.
AUGACCACACUUUCUUGUUCUACCAUUUCUCAUCAAGGACAGUGCUACGUGACAUUGUGUUGUGCAGAAGUACCUCACAAGUAUAAAUUUGCUUGUGGUCUGAAAACUCGAGUUCCCGAGCGUAUGAAAUUUCACGUGACUCCUCCACAAGGGACCAAGGGCAGAAUGAGCAGCGUGUCACAAAUUAAUGACAGUACACUCGUCAUUCGCUGA